CAAAAAAUGUCUGAAUAUGACUCAAUGUUAAUUCGGCAACGAGUUUCAAAAGUUGUUUGUUUGGAUGCGAGCCACGCCGACGAAAAGUUGAAAGAAUUAGAAAACUUAAUCAUUUCAACAAAAGGUUCCCCACCUGCUAACCCAGAAGAUGUGAUCGAAGAAGUCGUUCAACUUAGUCAGUUGAAAGACGUCAGGAUUAAGAAACUUGUUUAUUUGUAUUUAACCCUUACUGUUAAAGUGAACCCAGAUAUUUUGCUUUUAAUGACAAACUCUAUAUUUGGUGACACUACUGACCCAAGCCCUGUGGUUCGUUGUUGCGUGUUGGAAUCUGUGGCAAAGCUUGAUAUGGAGUGGGAAAAGUCAAGGGAAGUUGUUUUGUCUGUGUUGGACAAAGGUCUUCAGGAUCCUGCAUCAAGUGUUCGGAAUUUAGCUGUCGCUGGAAUUUGCAAUAUUUUUAAAAUUCAUGGAGAUCAUAUAAUGACAGAUGCAAAGUAUUUAUUUGGUAAAGUAGUGACACUUUUACAAAAUGAUCCCGAUCCCACUGUAGUAGUUAACUGUGUCAGAUGCAUCGCUGGCUGUGAUGAAUCAAAUAACUCAAUCCAGGAAUUUAUUUUGUCUUUAAUUGAAAGAAUAAACAUGUUAGACUAUUGGCCAGCAGUUACUAUACUAACUAUAGCAAACUCAAAACUAGAAUGCGAGAAAUUGAGUGAAAAUAAUGUUUUUUCCCUCCUAAACCACCUGGAUUGUCUCACCCACCCUUCCCACACAACCACACUACAGUUUGAAAGUUUUUCAUUGAUGUUAAAACUUUCGAAGAAUCUGCCAAAUGUAAGAAAAGAUUUAACGUCUCAAUUUAUCUCACGAUAUCUUAAUCUGUUACCACUCAGUAGUUCUGCGUUAAAAUUUACAAUUCUUCAGAAUUUGUUACAAUUUGCACGAGACCCAAACAACAAAACAAUCUUUCAAGAAAAACUUUAUUGCUUUAUGUUAAUAUAUGGCGAUUCCUCUUAUGUGAAAAUUGCUAAAUUAGAACUUCUACUUCGCCUUACAUCAGAGCAAAAUGCAGACGUAUUGUUUGAUAACAUACGUCCUUAUCUACACGACAAUAACCAUUGUGUGGUCAGACUGGCGUUCAAAAUGUUGGAGGUUUUAUUUCAGUUUCUUCCUUUGAAAAUAUCGUAUUCAAUCCGUCAACUGCUAACAUCUAAAAGUGAAGUUGUAUUGGAGGCAUGUGUGAAUGUAUUGGCACACCUUGUGCAUCGGAAUUGUGGGAAUCAACCAAAUAUUGAUAUUUCCCAGCUUUUUUCAUGUGAACUAACAGAUCAAUUAUUGGCAUCGUACAACUACCUUACAUCGGAUGAAGCUAAAUGUUCCAUUGUAUGUUUGAUAUUAAGAAACCCUGAAGAAAGACAUUUAAAACAGAUCAGUGAGCUAUUAUCCACUGAAGUUUCAAAACGUUUCGGCGAAACUGUCGUCAACUCAAUGAUGGCUCACUGUAUAUUGCGUGCUGUUGUGAAUCUCUUUCUAAAAUGGCCGAAAUAUUUUGAAAAAAUGUUAAAAACUUUGUUCAGUAGAAUAGUGGAGAUCGGCAAGGGUGAUUUAUAUGAUUCCGUGAGACUUUAUUAUGGUUUUAUGAAGCAUGAUAUUGAAACAGCCAAGCAUGUAGUGAACGUUACAAGUGUUACUGUGUUACCUGAAGCAAGUGAAAAUAUUGUUGUGGAAAAUAUUACCGCUAUAUCGCAAAUAUCUUUGCCGAUUACAUAAGACUAAAUGUUGGUGCAAACUUUGCUAUCGCUGUUGCUACUAGACACAACAUACCUUAGAAGCUGAUUUUUGGAUUGAAUUUUAGUGCAAAAAAAUAUUUUGAUAUAUAAAACUUUUGACAAACAAAAAUUGUUAAAUUUCGUAGUAUUUUAGAUAAAUUGUUGGUUUUAAAUGAUUUUGUUCCAGAAACCAUUUCUCCAAAAUAUACAUUAUCCCUUGUGGCAGCAGGAGCAAAAUACUCAUUUUACUUUUUGUGUUUAUCUCUUCCACGUUACACGGGAUCCAUCGUUACCUCUUGUAUUUACUUUGUAUUUUAUGCAUUUUGAAAUAUUUAUUUAUUGGUGUUGGUACAAGUAGGUGCCAAACUUUUAAAUCCACAGGGGAAGCAGGGAUAGUUUGGCCUGUAUUCCUAUGAAACAACUUCUGUUGUAAGGAUCACUGAUUUAUGUGUUAUAGAAACUUUCAGAAUUUCGAUUUUUAUUUUUUUUAAUUUUGUAAACAUAUGAAAUGGAGGGAAAGUUCGUUAAUACAGUUUAGGAAACCCACCCUGCCACCCCAGGUUUGGCACCUAUAUUGGUACAUGGCCCACAACUUAACUAUGUUUGUUGGGAUAUUUUUACAGA
This is a messenger RNA of Ciona intestinalis (vase tunicate), 2387 nucleotides long. RefSeq names its product AP-4 complex subunit beta-1-like. The record is from RefSeq and is a predicted model, not a curated record. NCBI's taxonomy places the organism in Eukaryota, Metazoa, Chordata, Ascidiacea, Phlebobranchia, Cionidae. Gene Ontology annotation, biological process: intracellular protein transport; vesicle-mediated transport. Gene Ontology annotation, cellular component: membrane coat.